Torulaspora delbrueckii is the source of this 1179-nucleotide messenger RNA. It is a transcript of the gene VMA5, whose product is annotated as H(+)-transporting V1 sector ATPase subunit C. Gene Ontology annotation, molecular function: proton-transporting ATPase activity, rotational mechanism. Gene Ontology annotation, biological process: proton transmembrane transport. Bases 1 to 1179 code for a protein of 392 amino acids. Gene Ontology annotation, cellular component: vacuolar proton-transporting V-type ATPase, V1 domain. Lineage: Eukaryota; Fungi; Ascomycota; Saccharomycetes; Saccharomycetales; Saccharomycetaceae. The record is from RefSeq and is a predicted model, not a curated record. The transcript has a single exon.
AUGUCUACUGCUCUUUAUACAGCGAAUGACUUUGUUCUUCUUUCGCUACCUGAGAAGACGAAACCGGCAACUUCGCCAAGUUUGAGUGCCGAUAAAUGGUUGCAAGAGAGUUUGAUUGGUGGCAGAGCUUUUGUAUCUGAUUUUAAAGUCCCUGAAUUCAAGAUUGGAUCAUUGGAUAGUCUUAUUGUGGAGUCUGAGGAAUUGGCCAAACACGAUACUCAGAUCGGUGGUUCGAUCGCCAAAAUUGUGGAGAUCCUAGGUGGAUUAAGUGAAGCUGGGACGAACGCUUACAAGACACUUCCUAUAAAUAAUGUACCUGUCCCAGAAUAUUUGGAAAAUUUCCAUUGGCAAACUAGGAAGUUUAAAUUGGACAAGAGUAUCAAUGAUUUGAUGAACUUGAUUUCUAAUGAGGCUGCCCAGUUGGAUGCAGAUGUGAGAGCGACUUAUGCGAACUAUAACAAUGCCAAGACCAAUCUUGCUGCUGCAGAGCGGAAGAAGACUGGUGAUUUGUCCGUCAGAUCUCUGCAUGAUGUCGUGAAACCACAGGAUUUCAUCCUGAACUCGGAGUACUUGACCACAAUUCUUGUGGCUGUGCCCAAGAGUUUAAAAGCUGACUUUGAGAAAAGUUACGAGACCCUUGCCAAGAACGUUGUGCCCGGGUCAGCAGGCGUCAUCGCCGAGGAUGCAGAGUACAUACUUUACAACGUUCACUUGUUCAAGAAGAGUGUUCAGGAUUUUUCAGCAAAGGCUAGAGAAAGAAAAUUCAUUCCUCGUGAGUUUAACUACUCAGAAGAGUUGAUCGAUCAAUUGAAGAAGGAGCACGAUUCUGCUGCCAGUCUCGAACAAAAUCUACGCGUUCAAUUAGUUAGAUUGGCAAAGACCGCAUAUGCUGAUUGUUUUAUCAAUUGGUUUCACAUCAAGGCCCUUCGUCUCUACGUUGAAUCCGUGCUACGUUAUGGGUUACCUCCACAUUUCAACACCAAGGUGAUCGCAGUACCUCCAAAGAACUUGUCAAAAUGUAAAGCAGAGUUGAUUGAAGCCUUUGGAUUCCUCAGCGGGAAUGCUUUCACUAGAGACAAACAAGGUAAGAUUGUGAAACAAGAUACCAGUUUGCACCAAUACGCACAAUUGGUCGAUACAGAAUAUGAGCCAUUCGUUAUCUACGUUAUAAACUUGUAG